Anoplopoma fimbria (sablefish) is the source of this 1633-nucleotide messenger RNA. RefSeq lists its product as uncharacterized. Bases 208 to 870 code for a protein of 220 amino acids. Gene Ontology annotation, molecular function: protein binding. Lineage: Eukaryota; Metazoa; Chordata; Actinopteri; Perciformes; Anoplopomatidae. The transcript has 3 exons. The record is from RefSeq and is a predicted model, not a curated record.
GACUAUAAAAAGCCAUCAUGGAGCUGACAGACGUGACAUUCUCAUUAACUGGGCUGUGUGAUAACAAGGGGGACUAUCUUUGGAGGAGGGAAACGGCCGAUCACCUGGAGUUGUACGACUUGUAGCCUACAAACAAAAGCCUUUUUAUUCGCUGCAAUUCAAUAUCUGGACAGUCUCCCUGAAGCUCAGGCAUUCUACUGCUGAUUGAUGGGACACCAGGAUAAAGAAAUGGACGUAGAGUCUCUCCAGAAGAGCGUCCGCCGUCGUGGGAGCUGCCUGGACGUUUUUCUCGUCGUGUCAAUCAUUUUUCUGUUUGUGGCGGUGACGGCUGCGACCGCCGGAGGGUUGAUUCUUGUGAUGGAGCUGCGGUCCAAACUGGAGUCCAAGCUACCGUCGUUUGUGUUGGAAACGUCAGAGCUGACAGGAGACGCACCUGGCCACCCAUUCAAGACGCAGGAUUUUGUCCAUCUGGGAGCCACAUCAAACGAGUUGAAGAACUUCACCAUGCCCCUGAGACCGGUCGACUUUGCUGAUAUGAGUUCUGUGGGAAGCAACUUCUUGUUUAAUGCAGAGCAUUAUUCGCUGCAGGCCAAACGGACGGGGACCUACUUCAUGUACAUUAGUCUCAACCUCACGUGCAACUACAUAUGCAAAGCGGGCGUCCUCAGGGUCCAUCUGGGCGAUAAGCUCACCUGCGAGGUGCAGCUUCCAGAAUUGGCAGACUCAACACCUGUGAGCAGAAAGUGCUGGACGGUGAGCCAGCUGAAGGGGGAAGAGCUGGCGGCUCAGAUGUAUGUACCGAAGGAGGGACUGGAGGACUGGAAACUGGAGCUGAGCGGCUCAGGACUCGGGAUGUUCCUGGUGGGCUAAUGUGCGCACACGCAGUACCGCUGCUGGCAUGAAGAUGCAGAUGUGCCCGUUGACCUUCAGGUCGUAACUUAAGAACAACACCAGUUUGUGUUUUUCUUAGUCAAGUCAAAGCUAUGACUACAGUUCAUGCAAACUAAGUUGAUGAAGCUCAGCCGGAUUUUCAGGUGGAAUCUGAAGAGAAAUUGCAUUUAUGAUAAUGCAAACAGCAGGUGGAAAAGACUAGACACUCGGCUUAUUCUGUAUAAAUGUGCAUACAGUAUGUUACUCUGUAAAUUAUAUAUUUAUUUGAUAAUAUGGAACUAUUUAUAUACCUAUAUAUUUAUGGACAUUUUUUUGAUGAAGAUAUCACUACAUUAAUGUUGAUGUGCAAUACACUGCAAGUUUAAUCAGCCUAACUGAGUCAAAUGUGAUUUCAAAGCUCUGUUUUCAUUUUAUAAAUGAUGUGGGGCAUUAAGUAGAGUCUUACAAAAAUGUGUUAUUAUGAUUCUGCUCUAUAACCCACAACAAGUUCCUCAGGGGCCUCAUUUAGAUCUUGUGUAGUAAAAGGUGAAGUAAUUUAAACGCUUCUGGCAAGUGAUGAGUAUCAAUGAUUAGUAACACUCCGCACGUAAAAUGACUUUACAGAAACGAGGUCCCAUGAAAAUGAUCAUUCUGUAAAUCGUGACUAAGACAUCUUUAAUAUGUGGACAAAUGAACUGAAAAAAAAAAGGGUUUUGUUUUGAAAGAUAUGUAAGUCCUAUGGACAAACUACACAUUGUUGAAU